Molecule: messenger RNA, 3245 nt
Organism: Actinia tenebrosa (Australian red waratah sea anemone)
Lineage: Eukaryota; Metazoa; Cnidaria; Anthozoa; Actiniaria; Actiniidae
Product: negative elongation factor B
Biological process (GO): negative regulation of transcription elongation by RNA polymerase II
Cellular component (GO): NELF complex; nucleus
Source: RefSeq, a predicted model, not a curated record
GGCUUCGGCCGAUGUCCGCCAAAAUGGCGUUUUCAAAACUCUUCCAAAAAACUUAAUUUUUAUAAACUUUUGAUAAAGCUAUUUUUGAAAUUCUCGGUCCGUUAUAAAGUUAAGUUAUCAGUCUUCGAAAUGGCGGGCUUUGAGCGCGCUGGGCUACCGGGUUGCGAGUAUAUUCGACAGACUUUGACUAACUCUGCCGACAUGACUGCCGCCAUUGAGAAUUUUCAGCAUGAGAAUGGCAUCCUUCUUCCCUCACUUCAAUCAGCUCUUCCUUUCCUCGAUCUACAUGGCGUAGGAAGACUGGAAUUCCACUCCUCUGUCAUGGAUCACUUGAGGGAAACCGUUUUGGAGAAGAUCAAAACUCUGGAUGAGAAAAAAUUGAAGGAAAUUUUGGAGCAGUCCUUUCCUUUCAUUCAUGUUCCAGAACUUCAACCAGUUGUCAUGGAACUCAUGAAAUAUCUUCCAAAAGUCAGUGAUGAAUGCCUUGAGCACAUUGCUAACGACGCAAAACUAUAUGAAGAUUGUGCUAUCGAGGUGAAAAGACAAAUCUGGGUCAAACAUCAUCAUUUGUUUGGAGAUGCAGUGGGUCCAUUGUUGAAACAAUACCUAGACAUCAAAUACAAUAAUCUCCAUUCCACAGAUUCCAAUUCACCUAGUGACUUUUUCUCUGUCUCCUCAAAAGUUAGACGGCAGCAUGACAUUGUCCAAAGUCUUGCCAAGAUGAUCGGCAAGUCUUUACAACUAUACAACCUAGUUUUGCAGUUUCUAAGGACAUUAUUCCUUAGAACCAAAGAGGUACACUAUUGUACAUUAAGAUCUGAGCUUCUCAUGGCUGUACACGAUCUUGAGGUCAAGGAUAUCAAAGACGUUGACCCAUGUCACAAGUUUACGUGGUGUUUAGAUGCUUGUAUUAGAGAAAAGAAUAUUGAGGGAAAAAGGAUACGAGAGCUGCAUGGGUUUCUGGAGGCAGCCAAGAAGGAAGAGGAACGUGUCAUUGGUGAUAUAGCCAUGAUACUGUGUGAUCCAUUUGCUAUCGACACCAUUGCCAAGAGUGUCAUAAAACUGCUUCAAAGACUAGCCAACGCUGAAUCAUUACCAAGAACAAACACUGAGAUCAGUUUCUUGCUACGGCUGUUGAGUUUAGGAGUUGGUGCAUGGGAUAGGAUAGAAAAGCAAGCAUUCAGGGAGCAACCAGUGAAUCCAGAUCUUGCUGGGAAGUUUCUUCCAUUUAUCAUGUCUUUGAUGGUUGAUAGCUCUCUACGAUCAUACCAUGACAAAGUCCCUGAAGAUGACGUAGAAGAGGACUUGAUGUCUGAUGGUCUUAGACUUGCUCAAGACUUCAUGGACAUGUUGGCAUCUGACAAAGUUGCUUUUACACUGGCUUGGUGUUAUUUGUUAAACCUACUAAAACAAAAAGACAAGCAAUCUGUGCUACAAGCCCUGCCGUGGUUUGUUUCCCCUUGCCAGGCAAGACCACUUGAAGAAAUAGAGCUGCACCAAUUUGUAACAUCUCUAAUGUCAAUACAAGAUGAGUUAGCCACCAGCGAUUUCUCUAAUGCAGUUUUUGACGACUUCCUUCUUGGCCUAACUUCACAGACUGCUUCCAUCAGACAUACACUACGCAUACUCUGGUUCAUUCAUCAUAAAAUGGACUCGCAUAAAGUUGUUCAGAUUUUAACAGCAACUCAACCAGGAAGUGAACAUCCAGAGGCAAUCCAUGAACUGCAUGCAGCACUGGUUGAUCGCAUUGCAAAUGCUAACCCAUCCACUCCUUCCCAAGAUCAAGCAUCGUCUGUUUCCUCUCUGGGGUCGUCAUCAAGCAGUCCACUAGAAUACAUACCUCCAGCAAGUUCAUAAUAACAUGUAUUAGUUUGCAUUAUUAAAGUGUCUGUCACCCUUCUGACAAUAUUCACAGUAUUGAUUCUACAUAAGGUAAGAUGUUGAAUAACCAGAAAAAGUUUCAUAGCUUGAGUGCUGCUUCUAGUUGAAGUUAUAAAGUUUUUUCCAUGCCAUAUGCUAAUGGUGUGACCUAUGAGGAGGCACUUAUGGUUAUUUUUGUUCCUUGUAAUUCGAGACACUGGCUCUAGAAUCAAUACUGUGAAUAUUGUCAGAAGGGUGAUAGGCUCUUUAGACACUAGUAUGAAUAUAUUCUGUAUCUAUACUAUCAUAUUGACCUAUUAUUUAGUCAAAGUUUAUCUAUUUUAAUACUAUAAAAAGAAAGCUAAGAUAUUUAAACAAGCAGAACUGUGGCUGCAAAUAUUUUUUGGAUAAGCAGAUUUUUUUGUCAGGCCAGAGAUAACAAGUUAAAAGUUACAUAAUAACAUUUUUGCAUCUCUAAGUUGAUUUAAAAUGUUCAUUUUUGGACUUUUUGGUUGGAUUUUAAAGUAAAAGGGACUAUGGAUGUACAAUUUCAUGAACUCAAUGACAUCAUAGCUGUCUCAAAUAUAUACGUUUGAGAUGCUUUUGAAUUUUAUUGAUUGACAUCAAUUUAUGUCCAUUGCAAAAUAAUACACCAUGAGAAAUAUUUGUCGCUCAACAUAAAUUUCCUGAAUUUCCUGAAUCCUGAAACACUACACCGUGAGAAUUAUUUUUCGCUUCACAUAAAUAAUUGUCAAAAAAAAAAAAAAAGAAAAAGAAAAAGUGCAUAUAUAACUUUUAAACUGUUGGUAUAUUUUGGCCUGUCAAAACACAAGUGUGACUUGUAAAAAAUUUUUAUCGGAUAUUUCAUCAAUAAGCAAGCUCAAUUGGCUAUUUCUUUACUUGUAUUGUGAUAAAAUUAAUGUGUCUGGUCAAAUGUCUGGCCAAGGAAAAUCAUUUGCCCGUCAAGUGGUCAUUUUUACUGGAUAAAUAUUGUCUGAGGCACUUAUUUGCAUCCUUGUGCUUAGUGGGUUAUUUGUCUCAGAGAAUGUUGUGUGCAGUGGGUGUCCGCAGCUGUGGUGUACAAUGAAUCACACUAAAAUGGUUUUAAAAAAAGCAUAAGUCUGUCAUAGACAAUUAUUAUGUUCAAGCAGGGGCAGAUCAAAUGUUUUACUAUUAUCCUUAGUAAACAACCCCUUCCUUUUCCUUGCAUUCCUGCUAAAACUUUUGUAAUAGUCACCCCUUUCUAAAAUUCCUGGAUCCACCACUGUGGAAUACAUGGCUGCAUGGUUUGAUGCGACCCAGGUGACUCAUAACCAAUAUACAUUAAAAAAGUGUAAAAUUCAAGUUUUUGAGACUGGAAAGGCAAUAAACUGUAUUGUAUGAAA